GUUGAGGUAUUCUACUUGGACACUGAUAGCUGCUGCUGACGGGCACCAUGAUAACAGUGUUGAUUUUGACUGUGUGGAGCUGCAGUGUCAGUUUGAAAGUGUCCUCUGCUGCUCCGCUCCACUCCACGGCAGCCAAUGAGUUUGAGGGGCGGACAGCAGCCGCUAGGGGAGUUGUCUCCUGCCAGGUGAUCCUAUUGGGCUGCUUUUUAAAAGAGCAAACACGCUUACUUCUUCUUUCGCUACACUGAACCCCCCGCCUCCUUCUGCGCGGCACAGAAAUAGCAGAGGUUUGGCAGAAAGACCACUUCCAGUAGUGAGAUUGAGGACACAUCAGCGUUUUUUAUCUUUCAGCCUUGAUCGGGGGAGGGGAGCUUUAUCUGACAUCUGCUCAGCAUCAGCAGCGUCUGGAAAGAAGUACUUGUCAACUUGGCUUGACACCAAGCCUGGACUUGCAAAGAAGUUGAAAGGGAUUCCUGGAAAAUAUUGACAACACAGUAAAGAGUGAACUAUAUUGUGAGCCACCAAGUUAGCUUGACAAUUUCCAGCGUUACACUGUAAGAGGGAAUGGCAUUGGACUUCGCUGCGGGCUGCAUAGGAGGUAAGUUGUAAGGGAUAGUCGUGUCACAUACUAUAGCCACGUUAGCAGCAGUUAGCAUUAGCAUCGGCCAGCUCAAGAGUUUCCCACCGCCGUCAAGCAGCGCGUGGACAGCUCGAGCGUCUACGUUACUGUAUUACCUUUAUUUUCCACGUUUGAGGAAUACUAUUCAGACUCUUAAUUCUCAUAUGUGCAGGGGUUUUUGGUUCCGUGUAGCAAAAGUAAAGUGAAAAUACCGGAUGUAAUGUAAAGUUAGUGAUGUUACAUUCCUUACCUGUGCCUCACACACUCACAUACACGCGCAGGGAGUGGUGUUGACAUUUUUUGGGUGUAUGAAUGAACUCAAAAUGUGUGUGAAGUCUACUGCAAAUCAUUUGGUGAAACUUAAAAUGAAAGUGGAAGAGACAAAAAGUGUCCAAACAAACAGGAGCUUUUAUCACUUGGUUUCUAUCAGACGGUUUUACAUUGUCAGACAGCCCACAUCAUUCCUGGUUUGGGAGUGACCCUCUGAAGACUUCAACAAAACUUAACCAUGCCCUCCUGCUUGAAUGGAGGCAGUUAACCCUCACCUUAAAACCCUUGUGAAUCACGACAGCUGUUUUGUCUUUACCCAAGGCCAGGUCCACUCAAAACUCAGCACAGGAAGCGCCUCAGAUAGUCCCACUCCAGAGCACACCUCCUUUGUUGUCUCUUGUAAAAUCUCUUUCUAAGGGUUUCUGCACUUUGGAUAGCAAAUUUAGGCAUUUGCUUUCACAUACUAGAAAGUAAGUAAGUAAGUAAACUUUAUUGUGAAGCACUUUUCUAAAUGUUAGGACCAGAAUUUUAAAAUUGAUCCUAGAGGACACAGGUGGCCAAUGUAGAGCUUUAAGAAUAGGGGAUAUGUGAGUCCUCCUAUUAGCGUGGGUUAGAGUUCUCGCUGCAGAGUUUUGCACUAACUGAAGAUGAGACAGCUCCUUUUUGCUUAGACAUGAAAACAAACUAUUACAGUGGUCUAAACGUGAUGACACAAAGACAUGAAUGAUGAGUCCAAGUCAAAGAAAGCCUGAUUUCCUUCACACUGGUGUAGUUUAUAUUGUCAACAAUAUUACAUUAAUAAGUGUAACAUUUCACUAAAUGAAUUGGUCACAUCAGGAGUUUACUACAAUAUAACAUGGGCCCUUAGCACAUCCACUCACUAGUGCUCCAACACUUAAUUAUUAUUACUCACACACACAACUGGAAAAAGUUGCAACUUGUUAUAGUUGUUUGAAGAGUUUAGCGCCUGCACAUGAGUACACAAACCCAUAUUUUUCUGCACUUCGUUAACAGGAGGGAAUAAGACAUUACUGCGGUACAACAGAUUUGCUGUUCAUUAACAUAAGUCAAGGACAGACAACCAUUAAGCUUUCGUCACUAGCUACGGUGCAGUGACCAGCUGAUCAGUUUGGGGGCGACUGGCUGUUUACUACCCCCACAUGGGAUGAGCAGCUUGAUUAUAAGCCACACUCCUUUUCAAACAAACCCCAUCUAUGAGUCAAGGCUUCACUAUAUUCAUGUAGUGUAUAGAUGUAUAGCUUUUGAUUUGACUUGGUGGUUCUUUUUUCAAGUGAGAUGAAAUUUGUGUUUGCUAACAUUUGUUUUCUCUGGUCUUUGUCUUUUUCAGGAGCUGCUGGUGUGUUGGUUGGACAUCCUUUUGACACUGUGAAGGUACAUGUCUCUUCAUUGUUCACUCAUGUUAGGCAAUGAAAUGAUCCCGUGGUGAAGUGUUAAAUGUUGUAAUUCAGAUGUCUCAGACUAGUCAGUCUGAAUUCAAAUCCAGAUAAGCUGAAGUGACACAGUCAGCCUAUGAUAGAAUUAACAGAGAUGAGCAAGAGUAAUGGGCCCUUUUACACUGUAGGGGUAUUAAAAGGACAAAUAUAAAAGUGCUUAUAAUUUAUGCAAAACAUUUAUGUUGUAACACUUGAAAUACUUCCUUUCAAAUCUCAGUGAUAGCAUCUUAUUUAGUGAAAAGAGGAUCUUGCCAAACAACUCUUAAAGUUUUGUUUUCAUGACAUGAAGUUUCAGAGACUCUAAAUUUAGUAACUCCUGUAUACAGAACGUCUUUAUGGUAAAAUGGCUCAAAAAAGUAAAAAACUACACAGAUCAAGCGUCUUUGUGGUUCCAAAUUUAAGACUCAGCUUGUUUGAAUACCUUUAACUUGAGGCUGCAAGCUCUCAAUAUUACAUUCCUUAGGUUGGACUUUCUGAAGCCUUGACUUAUUUGGCAGUAAAAUACAGCGCUGGAUUGUUUGAAAUUACAGCCUACACUAACAUAAACACAGAGAUGGUGAAUGGUUUGGUUGUAGCUCAUUUAUACCUUGCUUUCAAUGUCAUUUUCUCCCUGAGCUGGUGUCUGGGGGAGGGCUGUCUUUAACAGCAACAGUGUCACUGUUUUGUAGAUGAGAGAGAGAAAUAAACAACCUCUCCAUGGAAAUGUGACUUAGUAAGUAUGGCCAAGGUACUUUUUUUCCCCUCCCAUCUCAUCUAUGUCUUGUCUCGAGCCAUAGAAAUAUAAGACACAGAAGACAUCUUUAUUUUGUACAACCCCCUUCACGGUUAAUUUCCUCCUCUUCUUACUGCAUCCUUUAGCAUCCUUAUUUUUACCCUGAAAAGAACCAUGAUAAAGCCUUCUGUUUACAGUUAAACUCUUGUUAUUCAGUGUUAUUUUUUUACCCUCUUUGGCCCCAUAACUCUGUCAUGCAAUUCUAAGACGAGUUCUGUCUUUCGCAGGUGAGGCUUCAAGUUCAGAAUGUGGACAAACCUUUGUACCGUGGGACGUUUCACUGCUUCCAGUCAAUCAUACGCCAGGAGUCGGUAAGGCUUUUGUUUGUUCUUUAAACACUCUUAAUGUUUCACUUCUUUUUGAAUUAAAUCAUUAAAAAAAAGCUUUCAUGGCUGUUAUCUAACCAGUGCAGCGUCACCAUGUGCUGCUGCUGUCUAUACCAAGAAGCAUAGCCAGUGCUCUCAUUUAAGUGUCCAAUUACCAGCCAUAUCUCGAAACUCAGGCAUUAGCCAGCAGGUUCCUUACAUGGGUGUCAGGGGGGUGUGUGUGCGUGUGUGUCUGUUAACCAGGGUUAGAGAGGAGCCUGUUUCUGCACAGGCUAAAUAAAGCUUUGGACAUCCUGCCAUGUGAGCCUCGCUUGGUCUCGGUAGAGUUCUUAUGUUUCACACAGAGGUAUAGGAUUAUAUUACAGUCACAGUGAAAUAUAAGUUAUUUUGACAGCUUAAUUUGAAAGUUUGCUUUGAUUAGACAUAAACAAACGUAUGUGUCGCAUUGUUGAUAUUGGCCCAUAUGAGUUUGUACAGUUUAAAGUAGUUACCAUGCUGGAAUAUGUGCUUCUGCAUGUUUUAGAAGUUUCAGUUGUUACUUUUUGGCUUUCCAGCUUGGCCCCUGUGACAGCCUCCUGGCUUUGACAUUUCUUAAAGCCUGUUUCGUUUUACAGCUUGCUCAGUGAGCCAUAAAUUAUGGUCUACUAGAUUUGCUUCGUAUCUUGUUUUCGAGGAAAAAAAACAAGCACAACUAGUGUUAUUACCAGGAGGUUCAAAGCGGAGAAAAUGUAUUACAUCUUUUUUGGAUUACACAAUCUGCUUCUAGGAGCAUUUCUUUCAAAAAAAUUGAGCUGAUGUCUGUUUAUGUGUGAAACUUGUGGUUACAAUAAAACAAUGACGCAAGUUUAGGGAAGUCAUUUAUGACCAGAAAGAGUCAUGAGGUCCUCUAAAAGGAUCUUGUUAUUACUCUUGUUUUUGCUCCUCUCUAUUUGAUUGGCUUUACUUACUAAAUAACUUCCUCUCAAGGAUUCAAGGAACUUCGUCACACCCCACACCUUUGACAGUUUGUGGUACAAAAUAAGUACCCAGGUCCGUUUCCAAGCCAAGAAUAGAAUAGAAUAGAAUAAAUAAAAUAUAAUACAAUAGAUAAAAUACAAUACAAUAAGAAAGAGCAAAAUGUUAACAAAUUAAAGUAAGGCUGAAAUUAGCUCUGUUGCACUAGAAUUUCCGUAUAAAAGCAGCACCUUGGGUUGUUAAAAUGAUAUUUUCCCGUGUGGAUAAAUUACUCAAAUUUGAUCCAAAAUAUUGCCUUUAGUACCUGCACGGCUUUUGUGUUUCCUGAACUUAACCCCGUCCUCUGUCUGUCUCUUUGUCAUCAGGGGCUUGGUCUUUACAAAGGCAUUGGCUCACCAAUGAUGGGCCUGACAUUCAUCAAUGCCAUCGUUUUCGGCGUCCAAGGUAACGCCAUGCGCAAGCUUGGCCGCGACACGCCUCUGAACCAGUUUCUAGCCGGAGCCUCCGCUGGAGCCAUCCAGUGUGUCAUCUGCUGCCCGAUGGAGCUCGCCAAGACGCGCAUGCAGCUGCAGGGGACAGGAGAGAAGAAGUCCAAGAGGAAGAUGUACAAGAACUCCCUGGACUGUCUGGUGAGGAUCUACAACAAGGAGGGAAUCAAAGGUAUCAACCGCGGCAUGGUGACCACCCUGCUGCGCGAGACGCCUGGUUUUGGUGUGUACUUUCUCGCUUAUGACGUGUUGACACGUUCCCUGGGCUGUGAACCAGAGGACCCCUAUAUGAUCCCUAAGCUGUUGUUCGCUGGUGGGAUGUCGGGGAUCGCUUCUUGGAUCUCCACCUAUCCCGUGGAUGUGAUCAAGUCACGUCUCCAAGCAGACGGGGUCGGUGGGGUCAACAAGUAUAACGGCAUCAUGGACUGUGUCAGGCAGAGUUUACAGAAAGAAGGGUGGAGGGUGUUCUCUCGUGGACUCACCUCCACUUUGCUCCGAGCAUUUCCGGUGAAUGCUACCACAUUCGCAACGGUGACUCUGUUUUUAUUGUACAUGCGAGACGGAGAAGAGUGUAGCAUCCAGGACCCUGAGCCGCAGUCCGUCCAGCUGCAGCCUCUGCAGACACAGACGCAGUCGUUUGUGCAGCAGUGAGUGUUACUACAGUCAAUCAGCAGAUCUACUGAGUUCAGAUGGAAGGGUGUGCAGGUGUGUUUGAUUAUCAGAAAGGUGAACUGAUCCCAGCUAAGCAUCUGCCCACGAAGCUUCAGCAAAGUGACCACAUGUAGUAUUUAAAUAAUAUAUAUUUUAAGAUAAAAGCUGCAUUUGUAUAUAAGGUCUGUUUUUAAAAGUCUUUGGGUUUUAGACACUUGUUUUUGCGUUUUAAUUAAGGGAAUUUGACGGUUACAGGAGUUACUGUAUUAUGCCGUACAGUGACGGUUACACAUGUGCUUAAAUUAUGAGUCAGUCAAACACUUUGUCUUAAAACGCUGCGUUAAAGUUCAUGAAAGAUAUGUUUGGAUUUAUGCUCCAAAUCCGUCAACUUUUGUCUUUUUUUGUGAUCAUGAACAAGUUUGGACUGUUUCGUUUUAGCAGUUAAAUAAAUGUGGUUAAGAAAUUUAAUUUUUAACAUAAGCCAGUCAGUGCAAACACAACAUUAUGAUAAUGGUUACAAAUACAAAGAAAGCCCCAGUGUACUUGUACAUGCUCUUUGUGUAUGCACAUCUGUCCUAAUGUCUUGGUUACAACUUUGUAUAAAUGUUACAAAAGGGAAGCUGCUGGAUUUUUAUGUCGCAGAUGCUGUCUAAAUUUUUUUAUUGUGAAGUGUGAGGUCAUGGCUUUUUAUUUGUUUUAGCUCUUUGCCUUUAAUGAUCCAGUCUGGACUCUUUUCAAAGGUGCGCCAUCAAUCAAUCAAUCAAUUUUUAUUUAUAUAGCGCCAAAUCACAACGAUUUUUAUCCCAAAAUGCUUUCCAAAAGAGCAUGUCUAAACCACACUCAAUGUUAGAUGUAUUACAAAGACCCAACUUUUAAGAUGGGACAGAUUUGACCCAUCUCAUCCAACAUGAGUGACAGUGGCGAGGAAAAACUUUGAAACCAAACCUGGAAGCACCUUAUGGUAUGAUAUUGAGCACUUGUACAGAAGACUCAUUUUAACAAUCAAUGUUGUCACUUGAAAAUGAUUUAGUACUUACCACUAUAGUAGGAUUGGGUUAUGAUGGUAACUAUAACCACGUGAAAGUGAGUUUUUCUUGAAACCAAAUGUGAUUCUUUUGUCCAGAGUCACGAGGAAUCACAGCCUCUCAGUCAGUUGCAGCUAUUUCUGUACACCAACAGGUCACUGAUUACAACUGUCGACUUCAAUACGAAAAGGAAAUAUGCAGCAUUCACUUGCUUCCCCUGGAUAAUAAAUAGAAAUCUAAAAAUUACAUAAAGCUUAAAGUAUGAAACACAUGAGGUGAUGUCUUUGUAUGCUAUAACAGUUCAUUAGUAAUGAAUGAAUGCACACGGUUUGAUGGAUAACACUAACCAAAGGUGAUGUGUUCAGUGUAAUCAGUGCUUUCACUGCCAUCUUCCUGCUUGUGCCAUGAACUGAUGCUGCUGUUACCUCCUUACAGGGUGUAUGGGACAGAUCUGAAACUUCUCUGUAGUUGUCCAAAGUUAAAAUCAUGUACAUACUGUGAAUUUUCUGGUGUUUUUUUUCCACUGUCAUCUUUUAAGUAUACAGGUUUGGAUUAAUCUUUAGAUUCACUUCAGUUACAUUUCUAUCUUACUGCUCUACCAAUCAUGUUGUCAUGUGCAUUUGCCUAACUGUACUGGUGGAGGAUACGUCUUGAAAAGGGCUGAAUUCACUGUCUUAUUGUGCCUCUGUGUUCUGCACUUGUUUGUAUAAACUAUCCUUCCCCCAAAGGAGCAUGCACUCUUAAGUGUUGUGAGAGAAAGGUGAAAUAAAAGCCACUUUUUCCUGUAUUUUCUUAUGGUCGUUGCUGCUGUUACCUCAACAUUUUAGGAGUUGGACUUUUCGUAAUCUCAAAAUGGGAUAAACUGAGGCUCAGUUAUUGGAUAAAACACGGGGUAUUUGAGCUAAGCCUGAUAAAAUAUCGAGUUUUAGCUAUGGAGGACUGCCCUCUAGUGGUUUUCUAUGAACACCACAGGGACACAAAAUACUGUCUGACAUUAGUAUCCAAAAAUAGAACUGUUUAUUAAGGAAAUUUGUCACCAUAUGAACCUAUCAGGAAAGGAUUAUAAACAAGCACAUCCAUGAUAACAACAAAGACAAUAAGUUAUUCAAGUAACAACCAAAUAUUGAUUCAAUUCAUAAGAUCACAUUCUGUGUGUAAAGAAAGUACUUUCCACGUAGGCACUUCAACAAACACAAAAUAAACAAUAAGUUGACUUCAUUCAAGUAUUCCAAAUAAAUCAAUUGUUUUACCCUUAUUGUGCAAGAUGGUGAAAUCAUUAUCCUGAGGCUCUUGCAGGUCGUGGAGGUAAAGAAAGAGGAGCCGAGGAUGGAAAGUUGUUUCAGCUUUUUCCUGUUUUUAAUGUGUUCAAGAGUAAAGAGUCACAGGAGUAGCGCAGGAAGCGGUAGACCUCCUCAGCCCUGGAUUGACUCAUGCAGCCACCUUUCUGUAUGGCUUCAACAGAGCUGCAAGAGAAGGAAAAUGAGGUGAAAACAUGUGCAAAAACAAAUGGACAAAAGCAUUUUAUUCUUGUUUUGCCAAAUCAUGCAUACUCAAAUUACUUCCAGUACCUGUUGAUGAGCUGUGCAAUGGAGCUAAAGUUGUGGCUCAUGUUGAGGGCAUGGGCAUGGUUGACUGAGGGCAGGCUAGAGUACAGCUCCAGGGCCUGCUGCCGGCGCUGACCUUUAACCUCCAAAGGUACGGCGAUUCCUUGACCUUUACGUUGCUCCAGUCGCGCCAGAUCCGACAGCAAGCCGGCACUCUCCUCGGGGCCACUGCUCCAGAGCAGGCGCACCCCUGUUCGCACCAGUGCUGUCAAAGUGUUGUCAUAGUAACGAGUUCGCUGGAAGGGACGUGAUGCCUCACCUAAGACAAGGGAAAUGAUCAGAAUUAGAAAUAUGAAGUGUUCUUUCAAGGCUUGCGACCUUUCUGAUCUUGAAAUCAAGUAAAAGUAAUUUCCAGUCAAACAACCAAUUAUGAUUUCUGACACACACCUUGUUUUGUUCGGUCCUUUUCCACUAUCAGACAAACGCGCUCGAACAACCCCUGCAAACUGUUCACCCUCUCAGUCAAUCUCUUCCUGUUCUGCGUUGAGCUCAAAUCUGAUUGGCUGUGCCUCUCUACAGCCAUGCGGUUGCUGACAAUGAAGUAGCUCCCGUCCAGCGAGCAGACAUGGACGGUGGCUGAGUGACGCUGGCGGAGGCAGGCCAUCAGCUCUACUCCACUGCUAAUGCAGCGGCUGUCAGCCAGGAUGCCGACAGGCCCUGGGGGAGCAGGAGGCUCACUGACAGACGCCUCCUGGGCAGCGGUGGUCUGAGGCACAGACGAAGAGGCAAGAAGGGUCUGGAAAUAGGAAAAUAACAAUCCCAUGAAACCAUAAGUCAGUUUCACGCUUGUUUAUGGAUCAUGGUUGAUGUGUUGCCUCUUGAUACUUUUACAAAUAUUGAACUGAUUUAUCAGACAGCUGUGUUUACUGUGUACCUCUGAUUUCUUGGAGGAUGACCGCAAAUCUGUCUCUGCAAAGUCUAGUUCAUCAGAGAGCAGAUGCUGGUUUUCAAACCUCUGGCGGUACCUGCAAGAAAAAGAAAAGAGCUCUAGUAAAAAAAAGAAUACAAUAAAAAACAGAGAAGUAGGGGAAAAUAGAGUCUAGCUUGGUAAGGAGAGCUUCAGCCUAAUCCAGCUCCUUGUCAUCCUCAUCCUUUUGGCUCCAACUUUUUAACUCUUCUCUCUGUUUUCUAUCUUUUUCUCCUCUCCUACUUCAUUAAAUUAAAACUUCAAAAGAAAAAGUAAAGGUAAAAGUUUUUUUUAAAGUACAAAUGCAAGUAUACUUUUCAAGCUAAAAUAUGGAGGAAACAGGAGGUGUUCAAGCUAAAAAUAUGUCAUGUUAAAAUACAAUUAUGAUAUCUGUGUAUUUACUGUAAAUGGCACCUAAACUACAGUACCUCCCUUAUCCAAACUUUAGUAAUCACAGCUUUAAAUGUUUGAAAUUAUAUUCAUUUUAUUUACCUGGAAGAUAAAACCAAUGGUGAGUGUCACAAUAAAUAAUCAUGCGUCACCUCUCUGUCUUGAUUUACCUCUCAUUUUGCUCCUCUGGGGUCAUGGAGCUUCUCUGAGCUUUGCUUAGCUUUGAGACCUUUGAUGCAAUGGUUGAAGACGAAGAUGGAGGUUUCUGCUGCUCCUGAGGUUUGCUCGGUCCUGGCUGUAAAGUCUUGGGCCACAAGGGGGCAGCAGCAUCCGCUUCUGUUGUGACACUUCCCUUUUUCCCAGCUUCCUCGGCCUCAUCCUCACUUGAAUCCUGGAUGCAUCUAACCCUUGAGCGCUUGGGUUUGACUCC
Messenger RNA from Xyrichtys novacula (pearly razorfish), 9890 nucleotides. Lineage: Eukaryota; Metazoa; Chordata; Actinopteri; Labriformes; Labridae. The record is from the annotation of a GenBank genome assembly.